GUAUUGUGAAGAUUACACACAGGGAUUGAGCAAAUCCUCUUUUGUUUCCCUAAUUCGAGAGAAUUGAUGUUUCCCCACAAAUGGUAUAGUCGUAAGUCUCAUGACCUUGUGUCGCACUUCUGAACUCUAUCCCUUUUUCUUUUUUUAACAGGAUUGGCAGGAAAGUGUUAAGGGUGAUGUGGGUGGCGAGAUAGUCGCCAUCUGGAAAGAAUUGCAGGUAUAGUCAAAAGACUAGAAAUCAUUUCUGUUGUCAGUCGGGCUAAUGCCAAGUUAUCUGAGUCUUCUCUGUUAUUGGACUUCUUAUCCUAAUAUAUUUCUUCACCAGAUCACUGGUCUUGCUUACCUACGAGCUCCAUCUCAUAUUUAUAAGUAGGCUCAUAUGGGAAGAAGGUCUGGGCCUCAUUCUCGGGGAUUUAGUUUCGGUCAAGUUGCUUGAUUCGUCAUUACACUGUUGAUGCUCAUUGAAUUGGACGCAACAAAUUACGUUUAGAGGCAGUCGUGCUCAUCCAAGAUUAUGUUCACUCAAGAGAUUUGUCUCAAAUAAAAUCUCGGUCGAUCUAUUGGUAUCUGCAUCUUUUUGUGGAAUGAUGGAGGUGGGCUCACUUGUCACACCGACUUCAGCGACAUCUGCCACAGCUUUAUGAGAAGCAAGGGCGCGCUUCGUAACCUCCCUCUGCAUGCAAUCAAGUUGUGGUAGAUGAUAUCGUGGAAAGCCAAGUUUUCUCUCCUUCGCGCGAGGAAUUAGUCGCGGCAGUUUCUUGAAUUGGGCCGUCGGCACGGACUCGACUUAGUCAUAUGCAGUCGGUAAAUCAACAGUCCGCUAUCUGUUGAUGGAACACUGUAGUUAAGAUUGGCAGUCAACCUUAUACCCGCAAAUUUGGUUUCCUAAGUCAUUCUCAGCUCCAGGACCUCGAAAGCUUUGCAUAGAGAUGCCGUUCUCGCAGCUCAAUGACCGAUGUUGGGUGUGAGGAGUAUCUGCAUCUUCGGCCAUCGUCACGGCCAGAGAAUGUUUAGCUAUCUAUGUGAGCUUUAACUUGAACACUGAGAAUACGACUUUCAUCUUCUACCUGCAAGUUCACGAAGAUGCGCUACAUGAGGGAGCAGAAUAAUGCACUGGAAAGACCAUGGCGGCCGAGGAAAGGGUUGGUGUGGCUUUUUCUGAUCCAGUGGUCUUUCAUUGAUCUCUGGAUAGCAGAGGCCGGCUGUAUACCACAGAGCGGGUGCAACACUGCGUAUGCCUACUACAAAGUCCAAGCGAAUGAGACGCUGGAUUCAGUCGGAGAGAAAUUUCAAGUGACAUCUGACGAAAUUCUAGCGGUCAACCCCAGCAUUGUUGACAAGCAGAGUAUCGUUACCCAUCAGCCACUGUACAUUCCUUUCAAUUGCGGGUGCAUACAAGACCAACUAUUGCAUAUGUUCAAGCAUCAGGUUCAAAGAACCAAUACUAUAGGUUUCAUCUCUAAGAAAAUCUACGAGGAUCUCACCAAGGAAACUUGGAUAGGGUACUGGAAUGGAAUACCUAACCUCAAUUUCAUUGAAACCGGAACUAGCAUGAAAAUUCCUGUUCAGUGCUUCUGUGGAGACCCGAGAGUGAGCCUUGGUUACGGCCUUUUCCUAACUUAUGUGGUGGCGGCUUGUACUGCUGGAAAUGUGAGCGGCCUUGCUUCGAAUUUCAACACAAGUGAAGCGCUUCUGAGGGUGUACAACCCUCUUGUGGUCUGGAAUAACUCACAGCCCGAGCAAUAUGCUUUUAUCCCGGUGGCAGAUGAGACUGGAAGUUAUCCUCAGUUCGACUUUGGCUCAAGUAAGCGAGGCGAUGCGGAUGACAUAACCAUAGCUGGAGUGUUGUUGGGGAUUGCAUAUGGAGUCGCAGGAGCUCUGGCACUUCUUAGUGUUCUUGCAAUUUUACACCACUGCUUUACUUUGAGACAGCGAAGGAGGCAACAAAGAGAAUAUCUGGCAAGCAAACUGAAGGAUGAGGACGACCGACCUUUCAAACACAAUGGUGGAAAUUAUCUAUAUCAACAAUGGCCUCCAUGUUUGCCAGAAAUGAAUGAGGAUUGUCAAACCACGACGAGCAUUGUUGCAUGAAGUAAAGCGAGCUUGUGGCUUAGCACUCGUGCAUUCGGGUUGGACAUAAGGGAAUUGUGACUUCACCUGAUGAUCUCGUGAAUUGUGAUGAAAUUAACGCAACUACCCUGAGUAGCAGUUGUAUUGUCCUUCUGAGUCGCCAUUCCAAGAGGCACUGGACGCACCGGACUUAAUCAAGAUUUGCAACCAACUAUAUUCUUGGAUUACUAUUGAAGCGGUGUAGAAUUGGGUUGGGGUAAACAAGUGGAUAUUUAGUCAUGCCGAAUUUGUAGCUAGCAUGUUUAUAUUGUGUAAAAUAUUUAAGGACUUUUGAUCCUUGUGACAACUGGGUUCUUGUGAUCACUAUCAAAUCACAUGUUCAUGAAAACGUAUCAGCCGGGGAAAACACUUCCAAAAGACCAGUACAGCAAAAAAAACUUAACUUUCUGUCA
Molecule: messenger RNA, 2522 nt
Organism: Physcomitrium patens
Lineage: Eukaryota; Viridiplantae; Streptophyta; Bryopsida; Funariales; Funariaceae
Product: chitin elicitor receptor kinase 1-like
Biological process (GO): innate immune response
Molecular function (GO): transmembrane receptor protein kinase activity
Source: RefSeq, a predicted model, not a curated record